Messenger RNA from Rhipicephalus sanguineus (brown dog tick), 918 nucleotides. Its product is annotated as solute carrier family 52, riboflavin transporter, member 3-A-like. Bases 163 to 918 code for a protein of 251 amino acids. Gene Ontology annotation, cellular component: plasma membrane. Gene Ontology annotation, molecular function: riboflavin transmembrane transporter activity. The transcript has 5 exons. Gene Ontology annotation, biological process: riboflavin transport. Lineage: Eukaryota; Metazoa; Arthropoda; Arachnida; Ixodida; Ixodidae. The record is from RefSeq and is a predicted model, not a curated record.
GUCUGUGCUUUGCGGUGGCCGGAAUAUCGACGCUCUCGUUGCGGAAUUCAGCAGCUCCUCUAGAUACGCAGCCAAGCACACAAAAGGCCGGAGGGUAACCUACGUGGACCAUACACCACGCAACAAAGUACAAGCAAAAGAGGACGGGUCUAAGAACUCACGAUGGACGGCUCCCCGGCGCCAACAAGCGAUACGGAGCCCCAGCGCCCUGCUUCCAGUAGGUGGGCGCGGAUUCUCGUUUCACUCUGUUCGCUGCUGUUCGGUGUCAGCGCCUGGGUGAGCGUGAACGGACUCUGGGUUCAGAUGCCACUGCUCGUGCCUGUACUACCGGAGGGAUGGAAUCUCGGCUCGGUGCUCGUCAUUGUCAUUCAGGUGGCCAACGUGGGACCGCUGGUUUACACUCUUGCCCGGAGCCACCUUGGGAUUCGUUCCUCGGUGCACGCGACGCUGUUCGUGGGCCUGGCAGCGAGCGUGAUGAUGGUGUUCUUUUGGCGGCGCACAGUGGGCGAGCACAGCGUCGCCUUCAUCGCGCUUGCCUUCUUCCUCGCCUGCGUCGACUGCACGAGCUCGGUGCUUUACAUGCCUUUCAUGGCCCGCUACCCGCCGCAAUUCCUCUUCUGGUACAUGGUCGGUGAAGGACUGAGCGGCCUCGUUCCAGCCGCCAUUGCGCUGGCACAGGGUGUGGGUGAGCAGACAGCAGACGAGUUGGGCCAUCCAAGGGGUCCCCGUUUCAGCGUGGAGGCGUUCCUGUCCAUGCUGGCUGUUAUCGUGGCAAUAAGUUGGCUGGCCUUCAUCGCCCUCGGCCACUGCCACGUAGCCACUGCGCUGCAGGUAAGAGCACCCUGCAUGCGCGACAUCUGCUCUGCGUCUAGGGACGUCAGUUUCUGGAACUCGCAGCGGUACCUCUCCGAGGGAUGA